Fusarium musae is the source of this 1134-nucleotide messenger RNA. RefSeq lists its product as uncharacterized. Bases 1 to 1134 code for a protein of 377 amino acids. Gene Ontology annotation, cellular component: cytoplasm. The transcript has a single exon. Gene Ontology annotation, molecular function: oxidoreductase activity. The record is from RefSeq and is a predicted model, not a curated record. Lineage: Eukaryota; Fungi; Ascomycota; Sordariomycetes; Hypocreales; Nectriaceae.
AUGUCCGACGGUCGCCAUGUCUCUCAAAAUGAGGAUAGAAAGCCUCAAGCGUCCAAUAUGAGCGUCGCAAACUCCAAUGUCGUCGUGAUCGGUGGCGGUAUCGUGGGUGCCUCGAUCGCUUGGCAUCUCUCCUCCGAGACAAACGUGACCAUCAUCGCGGAAGAUAUCGGAGGAGUAGCUACUCCCAACUCAUUCGCUUGGCUUAACGCUGCUUCGUCGGAUAAGAAGUUUUACUACGACUUUCGACUUCGGUCUCUCGAGCAUUGGAGGGAGAUUGAGAAAGCUGUUGAGAACUUACCUAUCCAUUGGGGAGGUACUACGAGCUGGGAUAAAUCGCCUGAAGAACUUGAGGAGGAGCAAAAGAACCUGACUUCCUGGGGCUAUGAUGUUAUCCGUGUUGAUAAGACGGAGAUAUCAAAGAGAGAACCCCAUAUUGAAGAGACGAAGCUUCCGGAAUGGGGUCUUGGUUAUGAUCAGGAGGGAGCUCUGGAACCUGAAAACGCGGCUGAGUUACUGAUCAACCUCGUAAAAGAUAACGGCGCCAAAGUCCUCGAGACCAAAGUAGCAGGGCUCACUAAGAAGGACGGUCACAUUAGUGGUGUUACUCUCUCAUCCGGCGAAACCAUUCCAGCAGACCAUGUCGUCGUAGCCGCAGGUCUAGGUAGCGUCUCCCUCCUCGCAUCGCAAAACAUCCCCCUCCCACUGAAAAGCACAGCUGGUCUUCUCGUCAACACAAAACCCACCCCGAAAAAGCUUAUCAACGGCGUAAUAAACGCUCCCGAAUUACACAUCCGUCAAACCCUCGAAGGAGCCUUGCUUUUCGGCUCAAGCUACGCGGGUGGAGACCUAGGCGACGAUCCCGAAAAGACAGCACGUGAACUCUUCACCAAGCUUCAGACGUCAGUUGUAGGUGGCGAUGAGCUUGAGUUGAGUCACUAUACUAUUGGCCAUAGAGUAUUGCCUGAAGAUGGACUGCCGAUUCUUGGAGAGACGGGACUAGAUGGACUUAGUGUUGCUGUGAUGCAUUCUGGGGUUACGAAUGGAGCUCUUGUGGGGCAGUUGUUGAGCAGGCAGAUACUCACUGGGGAGACGGAUCCUAUACUGGAGAAUUUCCGACUCAGUCGUUUUGCAUGA